AUGAGAAUGAACUACCCAAUGUACCUAAUGGAGGAACUUCACCUGCCCCGGCUAGAGCCAGAUCGACGCCGGACUAUCCUAACAGCCGUCUACGCCGGCCUUCCAGUGGGAAUCCUCCCACCAUCGUACGCUCUAGAUCAUCUGCUACACUUUGAUAUCUUACCAGCAGCACUCUCAUUCGCUCUGGAUGCAUUCAGUGUUGUACACGGUACCGUAUCAAGAACAAUGACAAUACCAGCGGAAGAACGUACGGGAAUGGCGAACAUCCACAUCACGGAUUGGUACGAAGAAGAAGAACGGCUGCUCGAAGGUAUAAGUAGCGGUCCUCCUUUCCCCCUACUGGACCAUCGUCUCCUCCUACUCGAGUGGGAACUCUACGAGGAAAUCUACCCUUGGGAUAAAGAGAAUCGUCCUGCUAUACCACCUCCACCCAUGUCGCUUAACAUCCGUGUCACCACCACUGUCACUCGCAGCGCAUCGGAGCCAGGACUACUCCUCGAUAGUGAUGGAGACGAACUCCCGCUUCUCGGCAACCUUAGCGACGAAGCACUGGCUGAAUCAUGGAGGAGUGCACGUUGGGGAGACGAUGAAGACGAGACAGGUCGAUGGACGAUGGGAGGAUCUUGGACAACAGGGAGAGCCUGGGGUGGAGACGAUGAACAGGCAAGGAGUGCCGACGAUGAACAACCCGGCUACCCUCACCAUCCUGGUGCCACCUACCCCUACAAUACCACACCGGAGGACGGGUCACAACCUGCACCCGCUGACACCAUCAAGGAGCAGAUCAGGUACGCUCGAACGGUCAAGUCGUCGAGCAACCCAGUGGCAGGACAGGUAUCGCUUAUCGCCCCAGACGUAGCAUCACCCUAUGACGUCUUCAUCGCCACGCCACUAACAUUCCUCAUGGAACGCGAUGGCCAUCAUCUCUAUAAGGUCACCUGGCACCUCUACUCGGAAGACUCGCCUUAUCGCGUCUUCAGCCAAUGGGUCGCGCUACUCUAUCCACCACCCAUCCCAGGCAUGCACGACUGGCAUCCAACACCCAACCGGAUGAGCAUCAUCAGCGUUCAUUUCGCGGGCAAGGAAGAAGGCGUCGAACAAUACGAGGUCGAACUAUUCAGGACGUUCUCUGAUCAAGUCCACUACAGAGAUGCCAAGACACCUCGUGAGUUCACGCCGGUCAUCUUCCAACCCCUCGUUGCCAUGAUCGAGCGCCCUGGAUGGCUUACCGACAGUGUCGAAGCACUGAAGGCGGUCCUCUAUGAAGACGGAUCCAUCUCGCACUGGGCGCCCACCGAGUUCCAUCCUCAGCCACAAGAGGAUCUCGACGCGGAAUGGGAGGUCGUACCCCAUACCACCAUCCCAGUUUAUGGCCAUGUGGGUGUCCGUGGAGGACGAUGA
Molecule: messenger RNA, 1401 nt
Organism: Laetiporus sulphureus 93-53
Lineage: Eukaryota; Fungi; Basidiomycota; Agaricomycetes; Polyporales; Laetiporaceae
Exons: 2
Coding region: 1-1401 (466 amino acids)
Source: RefSeq, a predicted model, not a curated record